UGCUUAUUCAUCACCUGUAGAAAAUUGACACCCAAUUCAGACGACCCCAGGGUGCUUCAGUUUGCAUUUUAGCACAAGUGGAUCAAUUAUCUUAAUUUCCCAGUUGGCAGUUUCAAUAGCAUUUAUGGUAAUUAACGCGAGAACACUGUGCAGUUAUUACCCAUGUGCUCUGAUACCACUGGAGGCGGUAACACCGUGGUCCCUCUCAGGCUGAAUAGACCAACUGUUUUCCUUUGCACAGUUUCAUAAGUGCUGCAGCCCCAAACGCACUCUGCUACAACGCGCCCCAUGGAAGAGUCACCGGAACUUUCCGCUUGUUAACCCCCGCUAAACAGCUCACCCCUGCGUUAACGGAGCGAUCAGCUGACCAUGGCGCGGACUUUGGGGCUGUUUGUGAGUUGUUUGUUGUUUAUUCUCUCCUCCGGCGCGGAAGGGAAGCGCAGCAGGGAGAGAGUUUACUAUGUGGGGAUCAUUGAGGACUCUUGGAACUACGCACCAAGUGGAAAAAACCUGCUUAACGGACAAGACGUCGAAAAUGAUGAACAUGCAUCCGUGUUUCUGGAAAGAGGAGAACACCGUAUUGGGAGUGUUUAUAAGAAGGCAAUGUACCGACAGUACACAGAUGCUACGUACAGCCGAACGGCCCCCCGGCCUGCCUGGUUGGGCUUCCUGGGGCCCAUACUGCGAGCUGAGGUCGAUGAUGUUAUCGUGGUCCAUCUGAAGAACUUUGCCACCAGGAGCUACUCCAUGCAUCCUCAUGGAGUUUUCUAUGAGAAGAAUGCAGAGGGGGCGCUCUAUCCAGAUGGGACAUCAAACAAGCUGAAGGAGGAUGACUCCGUCCCCCCGGGAGGCAGCUACACCUACCGCUGGGAGGUCAGACCAGAAUUUGCCCCCACAGAUGAGGAUGCCAACUGCCUGACCUGGGUCUACCACUCUCACUUAGACGCCCCCAGAGACAUCGCCUCUGGUCUUAUCGGGGCUCUGCUCACCUGCAAGAAAGGAAUCUUGAAGGAAUUGAGCAAUCCAGGCCAGGGUCAAACAAAGCCAGACUCUGUCGUAGAGUCAGCCCGAAAUGAUGUGGACCAGGACGUGUUCCUAAUGUUCAACGUGGUGGACGAAAACCUGAGUUGGUACCUGGAUGACAACAUUGAGCUCUGCUUUGAUCCAAACGGAGUCGAUGAAGAUGCAGACUUUCAGGAGUCGAACCUGAUGCACGCUAUUAAUGGCUACAUGUUUGGUAACCUGCCCGGAAUCGAGUUAUGCCAGGACCGUGCGGUAGCCUGGCAUUUGUUUGGCAUGGGCAACGAGGUGGACAUUCAUUCUGCCUUUUUCCACGGGAAUACACUGCUGGAUCGCGGCCACCGCACCGACGUCCUCAGCCUGUUCCCGGCAACGUUCGCUACAGCUGAGAUGGUCCCGAAAGCCACGGGAAAGUGGUUGCUGACCUGCCAGGUUAAUGACCACUUGCAGGCUGGGAUGCAGGCCUUUUAUCAAGUGAAGUCAUGUGGCAGUAAGGCGAGCCCUACAGUGAUGAGCGGCGUUGUGAGGAAUUACUACCUGGCAGCGAAAAGAAUCUUUUGGGACUACGGCCCCUCAGGAAUGGAUCUGAUCAAUAAUGUGUCCCUCACUGAGGCCGACAGUGCAGCAGAGAUAUUUUUUGGCAAAGAUGGCGGAAGGAUCGGCGGUAAAUAUGUGAAAGUGAUAUUCGAAGAAUACACAGACGAUACCUUCACCAUCACAAAGCCACUGACCCCAGAUUCUCAACACUUAGGAAUCUUCGGUCCAGUCCUGAGGGCAGAAGAAGGCGACACUCUAAGAGUCACAUUCAUGAAUAAAGCUGAUAGAAACUACAGCAUCCAGCCUCAUGGCCUGCACUACGAUAAACACUACCAGGGAAGCAGCUAUGAAGACGGUGUUGACAAGCCGGGCUCUCACGUUGGUCCAGGGGAGAGCUUCACCUACAUCUGGAAGGUGCUAGAAGGUCCAUCUUCAUCUGAUUCUCCCUGCAUCCCCUACCUGUACUACUCUGCCACUGACCCCGCCAAGGACACCAACUCUGGAUUAGUGGGACCUCUGCUUGUGUGCAAGAAGGGAACGCUGGGGGAGAAUGGAACCCAGAAGGGUCUGGAUAAGGAGUUCUUCCUUCUGUUUUCUGUCCUGGAUGAAAACAUGAGCUGGUAUUUUGAGGAGAAUAUUGAGAUGUUUGGCAGCAACGAGACAAAUACAGAGGACGAGGACUUUGAGGAGAGCAACUUGAUGCAUGCUGUAAACGGACGCAUGUAUGGGAACCUUCAGGGACUGGAGAUGUGUGCCGGGGACAGAGUUGUGUGGUACACCUUUGGCUUGGGUACAGAGGUGGACAUCCAUGGUGUUUAUUUCGAGGGGAACACCUUCAAGAAGCAGAGCACAACACGUGACACGAUCAGCCUGUUCCCUCACAUCACUGCGUCUGCUAUCAUGCAGACACAGACUCCCGGUGUGUAUGAGGUGAGCUGCAGAGUGACAGACCACUUCUCAGCUGGCAUGAGGCAGCAGUACAAAGUGAACGUGUGCCCACGACACAAACUGAAGCUCUCACACACAGUACAUCCCACCAAGAUUGUGCAGUACUUUAUUAGUGCUGAAGAAAUUGAGUGGGACUUCUCACCUAAGAGAGACUGGGAGCUGGCGUUACACCACGCCACACCAGAGAACAGUCCAGGCAGUAUAUUUGUGGCAAAAGGGAAAAACAGAAUCGGCUCACGCUACAAGAAGGUGGUUUACAGGGAAUACACUGACGACACCUUCAGAGUUCAGAAGAAACGGCAGCCCAACCAACAGCACUUGGGAAUAAUGGGUCCAAUAAUCAAAGCAGAGGUAGGAGAGCAGAUCGUGAUCACGUUCAAGAACAAAGCCAGCCGGCCGUACUCGAUAAGUGCACAUGGAGUGAGGGCCAGCGGCGCACACAUUCCUGUCGAGCCUGGCCACAUUAUCGAGCUGACGUGGGAUGUUCCUCAAAGUUCUGGUCCAGGGGUCUCAGAUCCUAACUGCAUCUCGUACGCCUACUACUCCAGUGUUGACUUCAUUAAGGAUCUGUACAGUGGUCUUCUGGGGCCUCUGGUGAUAUGCAGGCCCGGGACUCUGCAGCGCGGCAAGGGGCCCGACAGACAGAGGGGUGAUGUGGAGAAAGAGUUUGCUCUGCUCUUUAUGGUGCAUGAUGAAAACCAGUCCUGGUACUUGGACGACAACAUCAGAACAUACCUUAACGAAGACCCGGAGACCUUCGUGCAAGACGAAGACUUUGAGGAGAGCAACAUGAUGCACGGGAUCAAUGGUAGACUGUACGGUAACCUGCAUGGACUGGUGAUGACGCAGGGCCAGAAAGUGGACUGGUACCUCCUGGGAAUGGGCAACGAAGUGGACAUGCACACUGUUCACUUCCACGCUGAGACUUUCACCUACAAGACGGACCGUGUGCACCGUGCAGACGUCUUUGAUCUCUUCCCCGGGACUUUCCAGACUGUGGAGAUGGUUGCUGGAAACCCAGGAACUUGGUUGCUCCACUGUCAUGUGACUGACCACAUCCACGCUGGCAUGGAGACCACUUUCACCAUCGAAGUUCCAAAAAUCUCCCCACCUGCUGCAGCAGCAGGAACUGAAGGCUCCAUGAAGACGCUGCUGCUCUCUCUGGCUCUGUGUCUCCUGGCUGUAGGUGGACUCUGACACUGGGCGCUAUGCCUGUUAGCACAACUGUGGUCAUUAAUGCACUUAACAAAAAUUCAGGGAACGAAAUCACUGUUGCAUUUGUGUUUUGAGGUCAUGUAUGUAAAUAUUGAACAAUAAAUCUGACCGGUCGAUAUAUAUUAAGGGCUGCUUAAUCAUGUAUAAAGUUUAUUUUAUUUCUUAGGACUGAAAAAAGCUUUUUUUUUUUAUUUGCAAUUGUUUAUAUGUUGCCGUUUCCUGUCAUGUUUGCACUGUGUUUGAUGUUAGAUUUAUAGAAAUUGCUGUACCAAAAAUCUGAUUCAAGUUCUGAAUGUACAAUAAAGACAUUUAUUCAGCUUA
This is a messenger RNA of Centropristis striata (black sea bass), 4041 nucleotides long. It is a transcript of the gene hephl1b, whose product is annotated as hephaestin-like 1b. The record is from RefSeq and is a predicted model, not a curated record. Gene Ontology annotation, molecular function: ferroxidase activity; copper ion binding. NCBI's taxonomy places the organism in Eukaryota, Metazoa, Chordata, Actinopteri, Perciformes, Serranidae. The transcript is spliced from 20 exons. Gene Ontology annotation, cellular component: plasma membrane. Gene Ontology annotation, biological process: iron ion transport. Bases 370 to 3702 code for a protein of 1110 amino acids.